AUGGCUUGCGUGGCCCAAAGAACUCGGAGCCGAAAAUCUCGACCGGAUUAUAACCCAAUCAUCCGUAAACCCCCGGCGAUCCCUAGCAGUGCCGUCGAUAUUCCUUCUUCGCCGUCGGGAUCAGCCUCCGUUAUUGCUCUAGAUGACUUCGACGACGAGAACUUGGAGGAAGUUAAUUCGAAACACGUGAUAAGCUUCAAAGAUUCCUUCAAUUGCGAUUUGGCUUCUACAAAUUAUUGUGCCACCGCAGCGCCUGAUAACAGAGCUUAUACUACUAAUAGAGCAACAUCAGAGCCUUCCCAUUUUGAUCUAAAGUCGAGGGCUUCUUGUGUUGCGAAAAGAACCCGUUUGCAGAUUGGUUUUCUUUCUCGUUUUUCUUACACCCGGUUCUACGAAGACAAGGUUUCAGAUGAUGAUGAAGAACAAGUAGUUGGCUUUUCAAAUUCGGAAACUGGUUAUGAAAUUGAGAAUGAGAAAGAUGACGCAAUGGAUACUUUGCCAAAGAGACCAGUUAAUGGAAAACUUGAGAAAUUUAAUUGGGUGGAAAUUUUGGAUUUGCCUGGAAGGGAGAUUAUUGCAGGGUUAUCUUCUUCUGAUGUGUCUGAAGAGAAUGAGAGGGGCUUUGGCAGUUUAAAUAAGUUUAAUUCAGCUAAGAAGGCACGGAUAGCUAGCAAGAGAGUGAUUGCUAAUCCGUCGAAGGAUAAUAAGUUCCUCAAAUAUUUACUAGAUUCCAUCUUUGUUCAGGCAGAGGAGGUUUGUCGUGAUGAGAACAGAGAUGUGGAGCUUGUGGAGGAUUAUCCAUUGUUGUUCUCCUUCAAAGAAGAAGACACAAAACUGACCUGGAAAUCUCCGUGCAAGGAUAUGUCGGAUGAAUUGUGGACUGAGUUCGAUUUUGCUCUGCAAUCAGUCAAUGUUGGUGAUUAUGGAAAUGAUGAGCUUCCUGAGGAUCAUCUUUGUUCAAAAGGAGAGCACGAGUUUGUUCUUGAUGACCAAAUUGGCAUAAUUUGCAAGUUUUGCUCUUUUGUGCGAGACAAAAUUAAUUUCAUUCUACCAUCACUGGCAAAACAUGGCGCAGAAUCUAAAUCCAACAAAAAUUUUGCCAUCAAAUUUAACUCAUGGAACUUCAACAAUAUGUUUAUUGAUCAGAGAAAUGAUUCCAACAUAAACGAUUCUGAUCUUCUUACCGGAACUGUAUGGGACCAUAUUCCUGGAGUGAGCAAAACACUAUAUGAACAUCAGAAAGAAGCAUUUGAAUUCAUCUGGAAAAAUUUAGCUGGAAGCAUUCAUCUCCAUGAAUUGAAGCCUCAUCCAGGCAGCUCUCAUCUUGGUGGAUGUGUGAUUUCGCAUGCUCCAGGAACAGGAAAAACCAGAUUAACAAUAGUUUUCAUCCAAUCUUUCCUCCAACAAUUUCCUCAAUGCAGACCUCUCAUCAUUGCCCCCCGUGGAAUGCUCCUCACAUGGGAGAAUGAAUUUAAGAAAUGGAAAGUAAACCUCGCUUUUCAUAACCUUAACUUGAAGGAUUACUAUCAAAACGAAGCUGAUUCCAUGAUUAAGUCAUCAAAGAAAGAAUGGAUUCGACUUUUGAAGCUGUGUUCAUGGCAAAGAAAUGGCGGUGUUCUUGCCAUAAGUUACACAUUGUUCGCAAAACUUACAACUGGGGGUUAUGCUAAUAGCUCUGAAGGUGCCACGGUAAGUACAGCACUGCUGAAGAAACCAGGACUCAUUAUAUUUGAUGAGGGACACACACCUAGGAAUGAUUUAAGCCUCAUUUGGCAGGCAAUUGAGAGAGUAGAAACUAAAAACCGAAUCAUUCUUUCUGGAACACCAUUUCAAAACAAUUUAAGGGAGCUUUCCAAUACGUUGUGCCUUGUUCGGCCUAACCUUGGUAACAUUUUAUCUAAUAUUGUCAAUCCAUUACGUAUGAAGGAUGCGGACAUUUUUCGUGGAAGGAAUCGAGGGAAAAUAAAGUUGAAAUAUUGGAGUAAGAACAGCAAUUUUGUCGAUUCUUCAAAAAUUGCAAAACUUAAAGCUGCAAUCAAGCCAUUUGUGCAUGUUCAUAAUGGUAAUAUCCUUGCUACUCUUCCUGGUUUGCAAGAAUGUUUGAUUCUUCUUAAUCCUCACAAAAACCAGAAAAACAUCAUUGAAAAACUGGAUCGGAAAUCCAGCUUUGAUGUUGAGGUCGAGUACAAACUAUGCAUGGCUUCCAUACAUCCUUCUCUCAUGACUUCUGUUAAAUUAUCAGAGCAGGAAAGAUCAGUAAUUGAUGUGAAUUUGUUGCAGAAAUGGAAAUUGAAUCCUAAUUUUGGCGUCAAAACCAAGUUCGUAAUAGAACUCGUACGGCUAUCUCAAGCACUGAAUGAGAAGGUGUUGGUGUUUUGUCAAUAUGUCGAGCCAUUGAUGUUACUAAGGGAUCAACUCAUCAAAACAUUCGAUUGGACUGAUGGCAAACAUAUCCUGAAAAUGGAUGGUUCGGUCCCUUCAAAAUCUCGUCAAUCAUUAAUGGAUUUUUUCAAUGAUUUAGGGAGCGAGGCGAGAAUUUUGCUUGCCUCAACCAAAGCUUGUUCUGAAGGCAUUAGUCUUGUGGGGGCUUCAAGAGUUGUUCUGCUAAAUGUUUUGUGGAAUCCCUCUGUAGAAAGGCAAGCUUUAAGCAGAGCGUAUAGAAUUGGACAGCUUAGAGUAGUCUAUACUUAUCAAUUGAUAAUGUCUGGGUGUGGUGAAAGAGAGAAAUAUAGUAAACAGGUUCAGAAAGAUAAGUUAUCUGAAUUGUUGUUCUCUGUAGAAUAUGUGAGCGAUAAAAUUGCUCACAAUUCAUGUAAAGUUGACAAGGAGCGCACAUCUAAGUUGAUUUCAGAAGAUAAAAUUUUGGAAGGGAUGACUGCAAAUGUGGAGCUGAAAGAUAUGUUUAUAAAUUUAUAUUUUCCAGUUAAGAAAUCAGCUGCUAUGGGAGCAUUCAAGGAAGAUGGUGUGGAUGCAAGCUGAUUUGGAAGGCCAGUAAGUAGAAUGAUCUAACAGGAGUAAUUUGCAGAUGAUUCAUUUAUUUAUUUUUGGCUGUGAUACAUGGGCUUUUGUGUUCUUGUUUUGA
This is a messenger RNA of Phalaenopsis equestris, 3082 nucleotides long. RefSeq names its product SNF2 domain-containing protein CLASSY 3-like. Gene Ontology annotation, molecular function: ATP binding; ATP-dependent chromatin remodeler activity. Gene Ontology annotation, biological process: gene silencing by siRNA-directed DNA methylation. NCBI's taxonomy places the organism in Eukaryota, Viridiplantae, Streptophyta, Magnoliopsida, Asparagales, Orchidaceae. The transcript is spliced from 3 exons. The record is from RefSeq and is a predicted model, not a curated record. The coding region runs from base 1 to 2979 and encodes 992 amino acids.